Molecule: messenger RNA, 2294 nt
Organism: Poecilia reticulata (guppy)
Lineage: Eukaryota; Metazoa; Chordata; Actinopteri; Cyprinodontiformes; Poeciliidae
Source: RefSeq, a predicted model, not a curated record
UCAGCGUUAUAAUUUAUUAAAAUAAAAACAGUAAAAUAAUUAAGUGUACAAACCGGUGCUGAGCGGCUCUCAAUAAGGAUGGGCGGCAACCAGCGGUAACUCAGAACAAAGCAGCAGCGCUUAUUGACAUAUGAAUACUAAGGGAAAGGUUCUUAUCUGUUGCGACAGACUGGCGACCUGUCCAGGGUGACCCCGCCUCUCGCCCGGUAUGCUAGCUGGAGAUGGGCACCAGCAACCCUCCCGACCCCACUGAGGGACAAGGRUGUAAGAAAAUGGAUGGAUGGAGGUUCUUAUCUGGUGUAGUGAAGAAACUAUGAAACAUGUUGCGGGAUGUAGGAGUUACGAAUCAGAGGACGAUAUUAGCAAUGGAUAUACGGAAAACUGGAAUACUGAUAUUGUAUUUGUUUCAUUUAGAUGAACUGGAAGAAAAGAUUUUACGUUUUUUAAAGAACUGGCUGUAUGAGAAAUCUUUAGAUGUGAUGAUCGUAUGAUCCACAAGGUGGCGGUAAUGCAAUUACAUGAAUGCCGACGGUCAUAAAAUCCCAACGAAGAAGAGGAAGAAGAAAAAGACAAAGAAGACGGCGCGUGGUCUGUUGUGUUGAAUGUUCGAGUUUCUCUAAAAAUAUCUUCAGUCCAGCUUGAACCAGUUUAUGAACAAGUGGUUAACUGCUGCUGAAGAAACUUUCACAGAGUUUAAAGAAAUAACCGUAUUAUCCAGAAGGUGGCGGUAAGGCCACCUUAUGAAUGCCGACAGUCAAAACAUCCCAAAGAAGAAGAACCGGAAGAGGAGGAAUAAGAACGAUAAAAUGGCGCCUGGUGUGUUUUGUUGAAUAUUCGAGAUUUUUACUGAAUGAGUUUCUCAGCAAGCGGUUAAUCCUGUUGAAGAAACUUUCACAAAGUUUAAAUAAAUCAUCGUCAAGUCGGAGGAAGAGAUGGAUGAUCAGCGCAGACUGCUGGAUUUCUCCCGGACUCCCCGGAUAAUCUUACAUCGAAUAGGUCACCUACAACGUUACAUUUAUGAGGAGGAGCUUUGUAACCAGGAGAGGAGCUCAAUUCGGGACCAGGAGGAGUUAGAACCUCUGCAGGUGAAACAAGAACAUGAAGAGCAGGAGGAUCUAGAACACCAGCAGAUAAAAGAAGAGCAUGAAGAUCUAGAACACCAGCAGAUAAAAGAAGAGCAUGAGGAUCUAAAACAUCAGCAGAUAAAAGAAGAGCAGGAGGCUCUUGAACACCAGCAGAUAAAUCAGCAGAUAAAAGAAGAGCAGGAGGAUCUAGAACAUCAGCAGAUAAAAGAAGAGCAGGAGGAUCUAGAACAUCAGCAGAUAAAAGAAGAGCAGGAGGAUCUAGAACAUGAGAUAAAAGAAGAGCGGGAGGAUCUAGAACAUCAUCAGAUAAAAGUGGAAGAGAAAGAAGUUUACUGCAGUCAAGGUGAAGAACAGGUUGAGUUAAAACAGGAGACUGAUACCUACCUGGUGGUUCCUGUUUAUGAACAAACAAACCAAACAGAAUCAGAACCAAACAGGAACCAAGUCAUCAUCAAGGAAGCUGCUGAAGUUGAGAAUCAAAAUCAGAAAAGAAGAAAACCUUUCUCAUGUGUCAUCUGUGAAAAACGUUUUGCUUGCAGAUCUGCUUUUGAUGCUCACAUGAGAACUCAUACAGGUGAAAAGCCUUUUUCAUGUGUGACCUGUGGAAAAUGUUUUAGUCAAAAAUGUAAUUUAACUAAGCACAAGAGGAUUCACACUGAUGAAAAGCCGUUUUCAUGUGUGACCUGUGGAAAAUGUUUUGAUCAAAAUCAGAAAUUAAUUAACCACAUCAGGAUUCACACUGGAGAAAAACCGUUUUCAUGUGUGGCCUGUGGAAAAUGUUUUAAUCUAAACCAAAAUUUAAUUAAGCACAAGAAGAUUCACACUGGUGAAAAGCCGUUUUCAUGUGAGACUUGUGGAAAAUGUUUUAUGCGAAAACAGGAUUUAACUCAGCACAUGAGAACUCACACAGGUGAAAAGCCGUUUUCAUGUGUCACCUGUGGAAAAUGUUUCCGUCAAAAACAGGUUUUAAUUCAGCACAAGAGGAUUCACACAGGUGAAAAGCCGUUUUCAUGUGUGACCUGUGGAAAAUGUUUCCGUCAAAAACAGGUUUUAAGUCAGCACAAGAUGAUUCACACUGGUGAAAAGCCGUUUUCAUGUGUGACCUGUGGAAAAUAUUUUGGUCAAAAUCAGAAAUUAAUUAACCACAUGAGGAUUCACACUGGUGAAAAGCCAUAGAGGUAUUUUCCACAGUAAAUGGCUUCUAAAUGG